Messenger RNA from Cyanidioschyzon merolae strain 10D, 1041 nucleotides. RefSeq names its product similar to DNA excision repair protein ERCC-1. The transcript has a single exon. Gene Ontology annotation, cellular component: nucleotide-excision repair factor 1 complex; ERCC4-ERCC1 complex; nucleus. Bases 1 to 1041 code for a protein of 346 amino acids. Lineage: Eukaryota; Rhodophyta; Bangiophyceae; Cyanidiales; Cyanidiaceae. Gene Ontology annotation, molecular function: single-stranded DNA binding; damaged DNA binding. The record is from RefSeq and is a predicted model, not a curated record. Gene Ontology annotation, biological process: UV-damage excision repair; meiotic mismatch repair; nucleotide-excision repair.
AUGAAGCAAACAAAAUGCAGCCGAACGGAAACGUGUGCAGACUCCUCUGCCGCUGCCGGUUCAAGUCCAGCACGCAGCGGCACGCAGUCGAGCUUGCACGCAGUCACUUCUCCAGGCGCCAAACGGGCGAGACGCUCCGCAAAGAGUGUCGACUUGAUUGAAACCAUAAGAGAAAGGAGUGCAAAUCAUGGUUACGCACCCACUAGAGCCAAAGAACUGCCAGGCGCCCUGGAUCUCAACGCGUCAAGCUCGCCGAAGUCAGUUGAGUUUGCGGCUUUUAGUGGAAGCGUUGAUUUUCUUCGCCAGCUUGAGGUUCUACAGGCGCAGUCGAAAUCGCAUAUACUUGUAAGCCUUACUCAAAGAGGUAACCCGCUCUUGAAACACUUUCGGGACGUUCCGUGGAAGUUUGGGGAGUUCCGUUUCGCAGACUUUCUUCUGGGUAGCUAUACCUGCGCCUUCUUCCUUUCAAUGAAGUUUCACCUUCUGCGACCGGACUAUAUAUACGAUAGAGUUCGGAAGCUUGGACGAAGAUCCUUCCGCUUGCGAAUACUUUUGCUUCUGAUGGACAGCGAGGGCGGCGUCUUCUUCGGUUCCGGAGCGAGUGAGGAUGGAAUCCCGGAGGGAUCGCCACUCGCCAAGCUAGAGAAAAUGUGCCUCAUUCAAGAGCUGACUCUAAUGGUGGCAUGGAAUCUGGACGAGGCAGCACGAAUACUCGAGAGCUACAAAGUCCAAGAAGGUAAGGCAUCGGACAGUUUACAAGGUCCGUUGCUGGGGCCCCGAGGCUCUGAGACGCGCAUCGAAGGCUCCGGUGACUCGGUACAGCGAGGAGAUCUGCUUUUCCAUCGGGCAGCAGCGUUCCUUACAAACUCUCGCGCGGUGAAUCGGGCGGAUGCCGCAAUUCUUCUGCGACAUUUUGGCAGCCUACGCAGGGUGCUUACGGCUAGCGCAGAAGAGCUCGCAUCUGUUCCUGGUAUUGGCCCGCUUAAAUCUGCAAGGCUGCACAAAACCUUUCACGAGCCUCUAGUGAAAGAUGCUAUUUAG